Molecule: messenger RNA, 286 nt
Organism: Pterocles gutturalis (yellow-throated sandgrouse)
Lineage: Eukaryota; Metazoa; Chordata; Aves; Pterocliformes; Pteroclidae
Product: putative trypsin-6
Exons: 1
Biological process (GO): proteolysis
Molecular function (GO): serine-type endopeptidase activity
Source: RefSeq, a predicted model, not a curated record
AAGUGUCCCCAUGUCCCCAGCCACAUCCAGGUCCUGGCAGGGGCGCACAACCUGGCAGCGCUCUCGGGACACGAGCAGUUCGCGGUGGCCGUGGACAUUGUGGUCCACAGUGGCUUUAACUCCUCGGAGGGUGACAGCGUCUACGCCGAUGACGUCAUGCUGCUGCGCGUGGAGCCCCCCUUCACCCCCAACUGCUACGUCCAGCCGGUGACCCUGCCCACGCGUCCCCCGGCCACCGGCACCAACUGCGUCGUCAUGGGAUGGGGGACCACCACCAGCCCCCAGG